CCGCGCCGGGUUUUGCGCGCCGCCAUGCACAGCCAGCUGCUGCAGAGCAGGGGACCGGUGCGCCGUUUCUCCUCGCCUUGUUUGCCUCCAGUCCGGCUGUAGCUCCGACUGUCUGCGCGGCGUGUGGAUGAGGCGCGGAGGGAACGACCCCCGAGCGCUCACAGAAGCGCCUGGAGAAGCCACGCUUUCCCAUUUAGAUCGCAGUCCGCCUGCGUGCGAAGCCGCCCGAGGACUUUUCGGACUGAUCUGAGACGCUUCGGAGUUAGAUUUUGAAGCCAGACUGGGGCGCAUCUCGUCUCCUUGAAGUGAUCCCUUUUUCAUGCAGUCUGUCCGUAGCGCUCCUGUCGGAAGGAGUCUGUGAGGAGGAAGAGGAGGUGGUGGAGGAGGAAUCGGAUAGAAGGGGAGUGGGGGGGGGGGAAGCAAUCAUUACUUUUGAACAGACCCUUCGACAUGGAGCUAUUCGUCCGGUCCCGUGCGCACCGGCUGGAAGAAGAGCGCUUAUCUGCCUCGGAGAUCCCCAUCUUCUGUCCAGUGUGAAGAAGGUCAGGAAUGCAGCAGAGCCCCAGCCAUCUUUGUGUAGUUUAUGAGGGCUUCUUUUAGAAUAAAACCGAGAACGGAGAGGCGGCGGCGGGACUCCUGGUGUCGGUGGACUGAAUCGGAUCUCCACUCCACGCCAGGGAUUCUUAUUUUGGCACCGCGCUACAAAAAGAUGCUCAGCAAUACUUCUCCGAGACGUACCGAUCGCUGAAGGUUUACCGGCUCUCCGUCCUCUGACUGCGACACUUUGAAACGCUGUUAUCAGCCCAUCAGUCAUCYGGAUCGUUUGCUAACUGCGACACGAUGGCCUCUGCACUGUGGAGGUGUCCAGUGCUGCGCUGCCUCCUGCUCCUUUUUCUGUGCUUUCACUGCACACAAGGCUUCAGCCGUGCGGCCUUGCCUUUUGGGUUGGUCAGGAGAGAGCUCUCGUGUGAAGGAUACGCGAUUGAUCUYCGUUGCCCUGGGAGUGAUGUCAUCAUGAUCGAGACGGCCAACUAUGGCCGCACUGACGACAAGAUCUGCGAUGCUGACCCGUUCCAGAUGGAGAAUGUCAACUGUUACCUCCCCGAUGCCUACAAGAUUAUAUCGCAAAGGUGCAACAACCGUACGCAGUGUGUGGUUGUCACUGGCUCUGAUGUCUUUCCCGAUCCAUGCCCUGGCACCUACAAGUACUUAGAGGUCCAGUAUGAGUGUGUUCCCUAUAAAGUGGAGCAAAAAGUUUUCAUUUGUCCGGGGACUCUGAAGGGCAUAGGAGCUGCAACCUUCCUGUUCGAGGCCGAACAGCAAGCGGGCUCGUGGUGCAAAGACCCGCUCCAGGCUGGAGACAAGGUCUUCUUCAUGCCCUGGACGCCCUACCGCACGGACACACUCAUUGAGUAUGCCUCCCUGGAGGAUUUCAAAAACGGUCGCCAGACGACCACUUACAAACUGCCUCACCGUGUGGACGGAACCGGCUUCGUCGCCUACGACGGUGCAAUUUUCUUCAACAAGGAGCGCACUCGUAACAUUGUCAAGUUUGAUCUCCGCACGCGCAUCAAAAGUGGAGAGGCCAUUGUGAACAAUGCCAACUACCAUGACACCUCACCUUACCGCUGGGGUGGCAAGACAGACAUUGACCUUGCGGUCGAUGAGAGGGGCCUGUGGGUGAUCUACGCCACUGAGCAGAACAAUGGACGUAUCGUGGUGAGCCAGCUCAACCCGUACACCCUACGCUUCGAGAACACCUGGGACACGGCGUACGACAAGCGCUCGGCCUCCAACGCCUUCAUGGUGUGCGGCGUGCUGCACGUUGUGCGCUCCACCUACGAGGAGAACGAGAGUGAGGCGAGCCGCAGCCAGAUCGAUUACAUCUACAACACCAAGCUGAACCAGGGCGAGUACACGGACAUCCUCUUCCCCAACGAGUACCAGUACAUCACCGCCGUGGAUUACAACCCCCGGGACAACCAGCUGUACGUGUGGAAUAACUUCUACGUCCUGCGCUACGACCUAGACUUUGGGCCGCCGGAUCCUGCAGAAGUCCCAACCACAGAGGAUCCCUCCGUUUCGUCAUCCGUCCCCAGAACCACCCCGAUGUUCACCACCACCACCGUGCCCACCCUGAGGGGGCAGGGCGACACCACUGGAGCGGGAGCCGAUCCCAGAGAGGGGAGAAUACUUUACGAGGACAGCCAUGGGUCCGUCACGUCCGAGCCCACUGUGCCCGAGUUGCCCCCGACGCCCCGGCGUUUCUGCGAGGCCACCAGGAGGCGAGCCAUCGACUGGCCCCAGACGCACACCGGCACCACUGUGGAGAGACCGUGCCCCAAAGGAACCAGAGGCACAGCUACUUUUCUCUGCACCGUGAUGGGGACUUGGUGCUCCAAGGGGCCGGACCUCAGCAACUGCACCUCCCACUGGGUGACUCAGGUGGCACAAAAGAUCCGAAGCGGCGAAAGUGCGGCUAAUUUAGCCAAUGAGCUGGCCAGGCACACGCAGGGCCCCGUGUUUGCAGGGGACGUCAGCUCCUCCGUGCGGCUGAUGGAGCAGCUCGUGGACAUCCUGGACGCGCAGCUGCAGGAGCUCCGGCCCAACGAGAAGGACUCCGCCGGACGCAGCUUCAACAAGCUUCAAAAAAGAGAGAAGACAUGCCGAGCGUACAUGAAGGCGAUUGUGGACACCGUCGACAACCUCCUGAGGCCGGAAGCACUGAAAUCCUGGAAGGACAUGAAUUCCACGGAACAGACGCACGCCGCCACCAUGCUCCUAGACACCCUGGAGGAGGGCGCAUUCGUGCUGGCGGAAAACCUCAUAGAGCCGGCGAUCGUGAAAGUACCCGCAGAGAAUAUCGUGUUGGAUGUGUAUGUAAUAAGCACAGACGGCCACGUGCAAGACUUCAGGUUUCCACAGACGAGCAAGGGUGGAGCAACUCUUCAGCUAUCCUCCAACACRGUGAAAGUCAACAGCAAAAAUGGUGUGGCCAAGCUGGUGUUUGUGCUCUACAAGCACCUGGGCCAGUUCCUCAGCACAGAGAACGCCACACUGAGGGGAAUGGGGGAUCUGAACAAACACAACCUCUCCCUCACUGUCAACUCCCACAUCCUGUCAGCUUCCAUCACAAAGGAGUCCAGCCGUGUGUUCGUGGCCGACCCGGUGGUCUUCACUCUGGAGCACCUGGAUAAGGAGCAUUAUUACAACCCUAACUGCUCCUUCUGGAAUUACUCGGAGCGAAGCAUGAUGGGAUACUGGUCCACUCAGGGCUGCAAGCUGCUGGAAACCAAUAAGAGUCACACCACUUGCUCCUGCAGUCACUUGACCAACUUCGCUAUCCUCAUGGCUCAUCGGGGAAAUGUGAGAGACGGGGGCAUGCACGAGGUCCUCCUCACCGUCAUCACCAGGAUGGGUAUCGCCGUGUCUCUGGUGUGCCUGGCCAUCAGCCUCUUCACGUUCUGCUUCUUCAGAGGCCUGCAAAGCGACCGCAACACUAUCCACAAAAACCUCUGUCUCAACCUCUUCAUUGGAGAGCUUCUCUUUCUUGUGGGCAUCCACAUGACGGAGCCAAAGCUGGUGUGCUCCAUCAUUGCCGGAGUCCUCCACUUUUGUUUUCUGGCURCGUUCACCUGGAUGUGCUUGGAGGGCGUGCAGCUGUACCUCAUGCUGGUCGAGGUCUUUGAGAGCGAGUUCUCACGCAGAAAGUAUUAUUACCUCUCUGGCUACCUCGUCCCUGCGGUCGUCGUUGGCAUCUCUGCAGCCAUCGACUACAGGAGCUACGGAACGCAGCGGGCAUGCUGGUUGAGAGUGGAUAACCAUUUCAUAUGGAGCUUCAUUGUACCAGUGGCCUUCAUAAUAGUGGUCAAUGUCAUCUUCCUGGUGGUGACGAUGUACAAGAUGGUGAAGCAUUCCACCUCCAUGAAACCCGACUCAAGCAGGCUGGGGGGUAUCAGGGUCCGGAAGGAGUACAGCAAAUGUUUCCAUCAGUCCCAGUGCUGUGGCGCUCUGCCUUCUGAGAGUUCCCACAGCUCGGCCAAGGCAGCCACGUCUCGAUCCACAGCCCGCUACUCCUCUGCUACACAGAGCCGCAUCAGGCGGAUGUGGAACGACACUGUGAGAAAGCAGUCGGAGUCCUCCUUCAUCUCAGGCGACAUAAACAGCACCUCCACGCUCAACCAGGGGAUGACUGGCAACUACCUCCUAACUAACCCCCUCCUCCGAACCCACGACACUAACCCCUAUAACAACCUCCUGGCUGAAACGGUGGUGUGCAACACCCCCUCUCCUCCGGCCUUUCACUCCCCAGGACAGCACUCCCUCAGCAACAGCAGGGACAUCAGCGCCAUGGACACCCUCCCCCUCAACGGCAAUUUCAACAACAGCUACUCCCUGCGCGACGAUGACUACGAAGCCGUGGGUGUUCGAGCCCCUGGUGACCUGGGGGGCCUCAACCUGGAUGACGCCGCAUUUGAGAAAAUGAUCAUAUCCGAGAUUGUCCACAACAACCUCAGGCCCCGCGGGGCCCCUAAAGCUCGCAGCACCCCAAGAGAGAGGGACCGUGCGCCGCCUCCCCACACCAGGGUGACUGUGGACCAAGGAGGGGGUGGGAGCGGGAGCGAGGAUGAUGCCAUCGUGGCAGACCACACGGAGGCCUCAUCCCCGCAGAGAGGUGGUGGAAGAGGAGGCCACACCACCCUGGAGCUGCUCCUGCACCCYCACCACAAGGAGGUGCUGGAGGCCCCCCUCCUUCCCCAAAGGACUCACUCUCUACUCUACAGCGCCCAGAAGGCUCCCAGGCGCCUGGAGGGCCACAGCGGCCAUGGCUCCGAGACUGUUACCGCAGUGGAGGACAUGGGCUCCCAGUCACCCAGCAACAAUAGAGACUCUCUGUAUACCAGCAUGCCAAAUCUGAGAGACUCUCCGUCGCCRUCAGCUUCGCCGUACCCGCCGGAGGAGGGGGAGGAAGAGGAGGAGCUCUCUCCCUCACCUCACAGCGAAGGCGAGGAUGCGUAUCACAAGAGCAUGCCCGAGCUCGGCGACGCUCCGCAGCCGCUGUCCUACUACCACAUAAACCGAGGCACCAGCGAUGGGUGCAUCAUCUCGCCCAGCACUGAGGACUGUGAGCAGGACGGAGACGCCCCGAGCGAUGGACAAAUGCAACUGAUCACCAGCCUCUGAGAGGGAAUGCAGGGUUUGGGCAUCUCUGUCGCACAGGUUUGAACAGCUGGGUGCUUUCUGGUGAUGUCAAGAGAGCCUAGUGGGCCUGGCUCCGCACAUGCCCUUCCUGUUCRGACAGGAAGUGAAAAGUCCCCGGAUUGGGAAUAGGAAUGAAAGACUUUAAUUUUUUUUUUUGCACAGAGAUCUCAUUUACACACAAGACACACCCAACUGAGGCCAGACAAAUGUGGUGCUGCGGCUGCUCUGCUGCUGGACUAAUGAGGUGCAGAGGAUAACACAGAGGCCGCAGUUUCAAAGAUAAGUCUGGUGUUUCUGUCGUACUGAGAGAAAAAUCGAAGAGUAAGGGAUUAAAUAAAAAAAUUUUAAACCUCCAAGCAAAGAACCAUGAAGCUCUUGGCAUAUUCCUGGGGGACUUUGCAGAACCAGGGUGCUUUUUAAGUCGAGAAGUGCAGAACAAGAACUAGUGAGGCUCCACUUACACCGUCAGGACUGUAAAGUUAAGAAACCACUAAUUCAGACUCAGGCCUUAUAUUUUUCUCUAUUGCACAAUUAACUGUUGUACAUGUAACAGCUGAAAAAAUAUAUAUAUUUUGCUGUACCACUAGUGUAAAAAGUAAAAACAAAAAGACAAAGUGAAAAAAAAGAUAAAGAAAAAAGAAAYGGCAAGAAUUCCGUAGUUAUGCCCUUUCAAUGUUAAAAUUCUUCAGACAAGGUUAAUCAAACUGUUGGAAAUGUGCUUUUUUUCCCUCUCACACUUGACUUGUUGUAGAAUGUUUGAAUAUUAAAAAAAAGGAAAAAAAAAAAAAGAAGUUUUGAGACAUCAGUUCAUAUGAAACCAUGUUCACAUCUCUGCUUGUGAAGUGUUUUUUGCUUUUUACGAAUGAUGAGUUUUUCGCCAGUAGUAUAUUUGUUGACACCGGGCCACGCAAAGACUUAACGUUAGAACGAACGAAUUGGAUCCCCGUGUAAUUUAUUUGACUUGAAAGAAACUUUCAGUUUUGACUCCUUUCCUUCCAUGCCUUUGCAGAUUUUGCAGGUUUUCUUUUUUAUUCUUUUGCAAAAAUGUUUCAUCCUUUGACACUAAUUAAUUUAUUAAGUAAUUAAAAAAAGAAAAAGAUCAUGGUUGGGGAAGUGUGAAAAGACAUUGCCGCACUGAUUAGGUUAAUUUUAUUUCUUUUGUAAGAGCCCAUCAUCAACUGGUAUUUAAUUCAACUCCUGUUUGAUAUUAAAUAAAUGUGAAACUUUUUCUCGUU
Molecule: messenger RNA, 6437 nt
Organism: Poecilia reticulata (guppy)
Lineage: Eukaryota; Metazoa; Chordata; Actinopteri; Cyprinodontiformes; Poeciliidae
Source: RefSeq, a predicted model, not a curated record